Messenger RNA from Lemur catta (Ring-tailed lemur), 7325 nucleotides. RefSeq names its product phosphodiesterase 3A (gene PDE3A). Bases 63 to 3500 code for a protein of 1145 amino acids. Gene Ontology annotation, biological process: positive regulation of oocyte development; oocyte maturation. Gene Ontology annotation, molecular function: 3',5'-cyclic-AMP phosphodiesterase activity. Gene Ontology annotation, cellular component: cytosol. The record is from RefSeq and is a predicted model, not a curated record. The transcript is spliced from 16 exons. Lineage: Eukaryota; Metazoa; Chordata; Mammalia; Primates; Lemuridae.
AGCGUGUGUGUGCGCGCGCGUGUGUCGGGGAGCCACCGGGGAUUCGGUGGAGAGGGAACACCAUGGCAGUGCCCGGCGAGGCUGCACGAACCAGGGCCAAGCCCGGCCACGGGGGGCUGAGUGCAGCCCCCGCAGCGGGCCGAGACUGCCACCGUCGUGCCGGCCCCGCGUCGCCGCGGGGCUCCGACUGCCGCGGCUGCUGGGGAGACCUGGUGCUGCGGCCGCUCCGGCGCUCCCGGAAACUUUCCUCGGCGCUGUGCGCGGGCUCCCUGUCCUUUCUGCUGGCGCUGCUGGUGAGGCUGGUCCGCGGGGAGAUCGGCUGUGACCCGGAGCAGACUAAGGAGGCGGCGGCGGCGGCGGAGGAGGAGGAGGAAGCAGCCGGGAGAGCAGAAGGGGGCGUCUUCCCGGGGCCUCGGGGAGGUGCUCCCGGGGGCGGCGCGCCGCUCAGCCCCUGGCUGCAGCCCUCGGCGCUGCUCUUCAGUCUCCUGUGUGCCUUCUUCUGGAUGGGCUUGUACCUCCUGCGCGCCGGGGUGCGCCUGCCUCUGGCCGUCGCGCUGCUGGCCGCCUGCUGCGGGGGGGAAGCGCUCGUCCAGAUUGGGCUGGGCGUCGGGGAGGAUCACUUACUCUCGCUGCCCGCCGCGGGGGUGGUGCUCAGCUGCUUGGCCGCCGCGACAUGGCUGGUGCUGAGGCUGAGGCUGGGCGUCCUCAUGAUCGCCUUGACUAGCGCGGUCAGGACCGUGUCCCUCAUUUCCUUAGAGAGGUUCAAGGUCGCCUGGAGACCUUACCUGGCGUACUUGGCCGGCGUGCUGGGGAUCCUCCUGGCCAGGUACGUGGAGCGAAUCUUGCCGCAGUCCGCGGAGGCGGCUCCGAGGGAGCGUUCUGGGUCCCGGCUGAUUGCUGGGACCAAGGAAGAUACCCCGGUGUUUAAGAGGCGGAGGCGGUCCAGCUCCGUGGUGUCCGCCGAGAUGUCCGGCUGCAGCAGCAAGUCCCAUCGGAGGACCUCGCUACCGUGUAUUCCGAGGGAACAGCUCAUGGGGCAUUCAGAAUGGGACCACAAACGCGGGCCAAGAGGAUCACAGUCUUCAGGAACCAGCAUUACUGUGGAUAUCGCCGUGAUGGGCGAGGCGCACGGCCUCAUUACCGACCUCCUCGCAGACCCGUCUCUGCCACCCAACGUGUGCACGUCCCUGAGGGCUGUGAGCAACCUGCUCAGCACGCAGCUCACCUUCCAGGCCAUCCACAAGCCCAGAGUGAAUCCCGUUUCCCUCAGUGAAAACUAUACCUGUUCCGAUUCUGAAGAGGGCGCUGAAAAAGACAAGCUGGCUAUUACUAAGCGCCUGAGAAGGAGUUUGCCCCCAGGCUUGUUGAGACGAGUUUCUUCGACGUGGACAACCACCACCUCAGCCACGGGUCUGCCCACCCUGGAGCCUGCACCGGUACGGAGGGACCGCAGCGCCAGCAUCAAACUGCACGAUGCACCUUCAUCCAGUGCGGCUAGUCCUGAUUCUUGGAAUAACCCAGCAAUGAUGACCCUCACUAAAAGCAGAUCCUUCACUUCGUCCUAUGCUGUUUCUGCAGCCAACCAUGUAAAGGCUAAAAAGCAAAAUCGACCAGGUGCCCUAGCUAAAAUUUCACCUCUUUCAUCACCCUGCUCCUCACCUCUCCAAGCAACUCCUGCCAGCAGCCCGGUCAGCAAAAUUUCUUCAGUGCAUUUUCCAGAAUCUUCUAACACAACUGCGAAACAAGGCCUAGGUUCUCACAGGACCUUAAGUUACACUCAGAGCGCCCCUGACUUAUCCCCUCAGAUCCUAACUCCACCUGUUAUAUGUAGCAGCUGUGGCAGACCGUAUUCCCAAGGGAAUUCUGCUGACGGGCUCCUGGAGAGAAGUGGGGCAGUUGCUCGGACGCCAAGCAGAACAGAUGACACUGCUCAAGUUACCUCUGAUUAUGAAACCAAUAACAACAGCGACAGCAGUGAUAUUGUACAGAACGAGGAUGAGGCUGAGUGUGCAAGGGAGCCACUGAGGAAAGCGUCAGCGUGCGGCACUUACGCUCCCGAGACCAUGAUGUUCCUGGACAAACCGAUUCUUGCUCCUGAACCUCUUGUCAUGGAUAAUCUGGACUCAAUUAUGGAGCAGCUGAAUACUUGGAAUUUUCCAAUUUUUGAUUUAGUAGAAAGUAUAGGAAAAACAUGUGGCCGUAUUCUUAGUCAGGUAUCCUACAGACUUUUUGAAGACAUGGGCCUCUUUGAAGCUUUUAAAAUUCCAGUUAGGGAAUUUAUGAAUUAUUUUCAUGCUUUGGAGAUUGGAUACAGGGAUAUUCCUUAUCAUAACCGAAUCCACGCCACUGAUGUCUUACAUGCCGUUUGGUAUCUUACUACACAACCUAUUCCGGGCCUUUCCACUGUGAUUAGUGAUCAUGGUUCAGCAAGUGAUUCAGAUUCUGACAGUGGAUUUACACAUGGACAUAUGGGAUAUGUAUUCUCAAAAAUGUAUAAUGUGACAGAUGAUAAAUACGGAUGUCUGUCUGGGAAUAUCCCUGCCUUAGAGUUGAUGGCACUGUACGUGGCUGCAGCCAUGCACGAUUAUGAUCACCCAGGAAGGACUAAUGCUUUCCUGGUUGCAACUAGUGCUCCUCAGGCGGUGCUAUAUAAUGAUCGUUCAGUUUUGGAGAAUCAUCACGCAGCUGCUGCAUGGAAUCUUUUCAUGUCCCGGCCAGAGUAUAACUUCUUAGUUAACCUUGACCAUGUGGAAUUUAAGCAUUUCCGUUUCCUUGUCAUUGAAGCAAUUUUGGCCACUGACCUGAAGAAACACUUUGACUUCGUAGCCAAAUUGAAUGCCAAGGUGAAUGAUGAUGUUGGCAUAGAUUGGACCAAUGAAAAUGACCGUCUCCUGGUUUGUCAGAUGUGUAUAAAGUUGGCUGAUAUCAAUGGGCCAGCUAAAUGUAAAGAACUCCACCUGCAGUGGACAGAGGGUAUUGUCAAUGAGUUUUAUGAACAGGGUGAUGAGGAGGCCAGCCUUGGGUUACCCAUAAGCCCCUUCAUGGAUCGUUCUGCCCCGCAGUUGGCCAAUCUUCAGGAAUCCUUCAUCUCUCACAUCGUGGGUCCCCUGUGCAACUCCUACGACUCCGCAGGACUAAUGCCGGGGAAGUGGGUGGAAGACAGUGACGAGUCAGGAGACACCGAUGACCCAGAAGAAGAGGAGGAAGCAGCAGCAGCACCAGAUGAAGAAGAAACCUGUGAAAAUAAUGAAUCCCCAAGAAAGAAAACUUUCAAAAGGAGGAAAAUCUACUGCCAAAUAACUCAGCACCUCCUGCAGAACCACAAGAUGUGGAAGAAAGUCAUUGAAGAGGAGCAGCGGUUAGCAGGCGUAGAAAAUCAGUCCCCGGACCAGACCCCUCAGCAGCACUCUUCAGAGCAGAUCCAGGCCAUCAAGGAAGAAGAAGAAGAGAAAGGGAAACCGAGAGCAGAGGAGAUCCCAACCCCAAAGCCAAACCAGUGACAAUGGAUAGAAUGAGCUGUGUUUCGAAACAGAUUGACUUGUCACAGACUCUUUUCAAGCCAGCACAACACUUAAGACACAACACUGUAGAAAUACAAGAAGAUGGGCAGAUGGCUAUUGCAUUCUGGGAUUCUUCGUAUUUUAUGUGUUCAUUUUUACAGUGAGGUACAUUGUUUAAAAACUCUUGCUCAGAGAAGCUUUCACAUUGCAACACCAGCUUCUAAGGAUUUUUUAAAGGAGGAAAUAUAUAUGUGUGUGUGUAUAUAAGCUCCCACAUAGAUACGUGUAAAACAUAUUCACACACAUGCACGCACGUACACACUGAAAGCCAGGAUACCUGGCUCCACGAUUUAGUAACAUUCGUAUUAAAAUAUAUAGUGGUCACUGUGAUAUAAUAAAUCAUAAAGGAAACCAAAUCACAAAGGAAAUGGUGCGGCUUAGCAGGGAAACAGUGCAGCAAAUGUAGGUUACCAACUAAGCAGCUUUUGCUCUUAGUUCUGAGGGAUGAAAGUUCCAGAGCAUUAUUUGAAUUCUGAUACAUCCUGCCAACACUGUGUGUGAUUGUGUGAGUGUGUGCGUGUAUGUGUGUGUGUGUGUGUGUGAGAGAGAGAAAGAACAGGUCCAGAUUGAAAGGGUAUUUGUGUGCACUUAUGUGCAUAUGUAAAGAGAUUUUUGUGGUUUUAGUAGUUCGUAGAAUAGCUGUAGCCGAUGACUGAGUAUAUGUGAACAAACAGAAGGAAGUUCACUCUGGAGUGUCUUUGAGAGGCAGCCAUUUCAAAUGCACCUCCUCCAUUUAGCUUCAGUAAAGGUCCCUGUGCAGAUGGAGGGCACUCACUGGCUGGGAGAGGGCCACGUGGUUGGUAUUACUGCUAUGCACCACUUGGAGGCGCUCAAUCACCAGCCUCAAACCUGGAAGACUGAGGCCUUUUCCAGUCUACUCACCCAAUGAAUGUAUAGGAGAUGUUUGUGAGUAUGGAUGUCACUCAACGAAGAUCAGAUCACCGUUUAAGGGGAUGGCAUUCUUUAUAUAUCAACAGCUAGGAAGGAGCUGGAGUCAUGUCUUUUAAUCAGGGUAGAAUACAAAAGGAUGCCAGAGAAGGCCUGGGAAAUUGCACUUAACAGUUAUCUCCUGUGUCUUCUGAAUUUGCUGCACAAUGUGCAGUAGAAAAAGAAAAAGAGAAAGGCAGGCAAACAGAAACCUACUCUGGGUUACAUAGUAAGAGACGAAGGAGAAAAUUUCAACCCAGGGUUUUUGUGGUGACAUAGGAAAAGCCUGAUCCUUGGCGAUUGUUGAAGUUUGGCUUUGGGAGGUGAAGGUCCCAGGGACAACCCCUGUUGUGCUGGGUGAUAGGGUAAUUUCCAUCUGCAAUCUGGUCCGUCGUCAGUCAUGCUGCUUCUGACAGGGAAGAUUAUAGAGGGAUUGUUUGGGGGUUGGGUUAUUACUGCAAGUCUUUUCUUGUUUGUUUGUUUGUUUAUCUACACUUGUUUAUGCUGUGAGCCAAACCUCUAUUUAAAAAGUUGAUACUCACCUUCAAUAUUUUAUUUCAUAUUAUUAUAUAUGUCAUGAAUAGUUAUCUUGAUGUAAAUAUAAAGAUUUUUUUGGUUUCUGUAGAUAGUAAACUCUUUUUUAAAAAAAAAAAAGGGGGAAAAGGGAAACAUUUUUAUAAAGUUAUAUUUUAAUCACCAUUUUUAUACAUUAUAAUUGUCUCCAAGCCCAGCAAGAGAGUGAUGAUUCAUUUGCAUGGAGGUCUAUGAACAGCCACUCAUCUACCUAUUCUAAUUUAAAUGAUAAUCUGAUACAGUUAUGUUUGCCAAUUAAAUGAGGAUGCUGCAAAGAAUGUUUUUUUUUUCACUAGUAACUUUUGCUAACUGAAUGGAUUUGGGGUCCAUGUUUGCCAGAUGAAAGACUUUCUUCCCCAAUACCAAAUUUCUAUACUUGGUGUCCAUUUCUUUUCAACACUUUUUGAUUAUAACUCUUCCUUCAGUGUUAUAUACCAACCCGCUUAUCCUCUAAACAAUCUUAGCUUCUAAGUAAACCUUGAUGGUGAUUUUUAUUUCCUCUGAAGUCAAAGAAAGGAAUGUUUACAUUGAAAAUACCUUUGUUUCUCAUAAGUGGAUAUUGUGUUCUCCCCUUGCAAAGCAUGAUUUUGAAAUAAUCCCUGGCAUUUUUUAAAAUAAGGCAAAGAUAAUACAAUCAAAAAUAAAUAUGAUUUUUAGGACAAAUUCUCCAAUAAGUAGAACAUAUAAAAAGGAUCAAACAGAUGCAAACUCUACCUAAAUAAUUACAAUAUAUUUCGGUAUCUUUUUGAGUUAACACCAGGUCUUUAUUAUUUAGGACUUACUGAGUUGUUUCCAUUUGCUUAGUGUCACCUGUGUGUCUCUAUGUUUGCAAAAAUUACUGAGUCAAAUACAUUUCCCCGGUGAAUUUAACUCUUCUCCUUCCUUUGAAAAUAAGAGAAAGAAAAAAACAUUUAUAUUCUCAUGCCACUCACAUAUAAUUAUUUAACACAACUAAUCUUUUCCCCUUUUCCAAAUUCUGUACAUCUCUAAAGUAAAUAUAAGUUGAGGAAAAAGCUAGGUGUGGAGCGAGUGGAAUGGCAGAACAGUUGUGAAUCCGUAACUGUCUCUCAAGCUGAGGGACCCACGCAGGGGACAGCCUAGCUGCCAUAGUGGAGGUGCCAGAAAAGUGCCUGGUUUUGUCUGUUUUGUUUUAAGGUACAUGAAAUAAUGUAAUAGUAACCAGAACUGUUAGGAUCUCUUCAUUCCAGAAUUGUGUUCAUCAGUCCGGGCAGAUUGAUAAUUUUUUCUUCAAAAAUAAAUUGCCAUUAUAUUGAAACUAGAAGUUAAUGGAAAUAAAGGGAUGGGGAUCUACCAAUUGUGUGACUUUCAUACACACCAGUAUGUCUCAAAGGAUGCCUGGGGACAUAAAAAAAUAUUUUCUUCUUGUGGGGUUCUCCCCCUUUUUGGCAAUAUUAUUGCGUUCCCUUUCAACUCCGGAGCUUACUUCCUGUGGUGCCAAUGUAUUUGUUGCAAUUUACUACGUUUUUAUAUGAGCCUAUUUAUAGGUGCCAUUAGAUAAACUCAGGUCUUUGAAAUGAAAGUGUUUCUAGCCCACUUAUGGAGAAGGAUAAUUGUUUAGAGGACCAUAAAAUCAAUAGUAGGAAAAGCUAGAACUGGUUGCCUGGAUGUUCAUGGUUAUUCUCUCAAGUAAAAGACCAGGUAUAUUCUGAGUGUCACAAAUGCCAUUUUCAGCAUGCUAAUAGAAUGUCUGUCCAGUUAACUAAGCUGACCUUUAGAAUGUUGUUUCCUUGGUGAAAACACCACUUUUUCUUCUGCUUUUUUAACUGUAGAUUUUUUUUGUUAUUUGUAUAAGAUCUGGUUUUGCUCUCAGUAAAAGAUGAAGACAGCUCUGAACAGGGAUAUAUCUAUUAAUAUUUUGGUCUUCAUCUGACAAGUGAAAGAAUUUCCACAUACUACGUUUAAGAAAGUGUCCACUUUCUAAAAAUCAAAUACCCAAUUCUCUCUCUUCCAUUUUGGUUGAAUUCCAGAACAAAUCUUAACCAUUGCAAUUCCAGUAAAACUGAAGGAAAGGAAUGGAAUGUAUUGCAGACUGUUUCAUAUUAGAUUGUAUGUAGACUGUUAAUUUGCAAUUUCCCCAUGUCCUCUGCCUUUCUUACCCAGAGAACUUUCUUUCAAGAUAAAAGCUGUGCAAAAGGCAUGAGACUCAGGCCUAUUCUUUGUUUAAAUGAUGGAAAAAUAUAAAUUAUUUUCUAAGUAAUAAAAGUAUAAAAAUUAUCAUUGUAAAUAAAGUCUAAAGUUUGAAAU